AUGUAUGUGCGCGGUGCGGGUCGUUCGUUCGUUGCGCGCGUACGGCGGCCGGCCGCGGCGACUCGCGCGCUACUGCAGCGCUCCGCCCGACUUCGCCCGAAUUCGCCCACGGCACCGCACCAUAUUAAUAGAACUCCUCUAACUCCGGAAAUAUUUCGCAUCAUUUCGCAUCGCGGCUGGUUAUCAAAGGUAGAGAACACGUUGCGCAAACAAAACACUGUGAUAACGGUCUCGAAAGGCACUAACUGGAUGGCGUUUCGAAUGAUAGGUAUAACGCAGAUACAUGUUUGGUGUGGCGGUGGGCGGAUGGGAGACCUUGCGGCAAGGACGUGCUUUUUCGUUGGUUAUUAG
This is a messenger RNA of Leptosia nina, 351 nucleotides long. The record is from the annotation of a GenBank genome assembly. Lineage: Eukaryota; Metazoa; Arthropoda; Insecta; Lepidoptera; Pieridae.